CGACUGCAUGAGUGUGGGAUGUAAUUUGCAUUGCAAAAGGUGCUCAGUCAAAUGGUCAUCCUUUGCAUCAUUUACCGUGAUGCAAAAAGCACCAGGUCAGGAGCGUCGGCUAUUUCCACAUUUUCUCGCGAGACUUGCCCGCUAUAGACAUGGAGACGCGAGCUGCCUGAAUUUUAGUUCUCAUUGCUGUGAGAGAACAGCACCGCCUUGCAUGAAGCACCCUUGCUGUGCGUUUCAUGUGCUUUUUAAAGAGGUAAAGUGACGAUAUAGUGCAUGUGAGUGAGGAGGUUUGGAGCUGCAGAUAGGCGCAUUGAUCGCGAGCAUGGGCGGCGUUUCCCGUCUGUGUGCGUCCAGAGGAAAGAGAAAGCUUCCAUAUGGGGGGAGAGAGCUCGGGGGCUCCAUGCACACUCAGGAAACAAGUCGACUGCAUGCAUGAAUAAGCUUUCACUGCUGGAGGUUUAAUCACCGAGUAAAGCCAAUUCUCCACCCCGCUUUCUGCUCAUGUCACCGGGAUGUGUUGGAGCAUCCGGAGGUAAGUGAUCCAUGAACCCGGGCAGCGACCCUCUCCUCCCGGGCUGGAGAAGGGCCAGCAGGUCGGGUCAGGCUCGGCUGCUGGAGGACUAAAUGAAAGGGGAUGUUUUGAAGGAUCAGCCUGCAUAUCUCAAGGAUCAAACAUGUGCGGACAAAUCAUGGAUCUUCAUCAUCCUCAUCAUCAUAAGUUAGCUGGCUGGCUCUAGGUUAGGCUGCUGACUUCUAGAUGUCCCGCCUCCCCUCAGGUGAGACAGAGGCACACAAACACUCUGACCUCCACCUGUGUCCACCGACAUGGAUAAACUCACCGUGAUUUCAGGAUGUCUCUUCCUCGCUGCAGACAUCUUUGCCAUCGCCAGCAUCGCCAACCCGGACUGGAUCAGCACUGGAGAAUCAGCUGGCUCUCUGACUGUGGGUCUGGUUCGUCAGUGCCAGACCAUCCACGGCAGAGACCGGACCUGCAUCCCCCCACAGCUUCCCCCGGAGUGGAUCACCACACUCUUCUUCAUCAUCCUGGGCAUCGUCUCCCUCACCGUCACCUGUGGUCUGCUGGUGAUGUCACGCUGGCGCCGCGAAGCUGCCCGAUACGCCCGAUGGAUCGCCUUCACAGGGAUGGUCCUGUUCUGCAUGGCUGCCCUCAUAUUCCCCAUCGGCUUCUACAUCAACGAGGUUGGAGGACAGCCAUAUAAGCUCCCCAACAACACGGUGGUGGGCUCCUCCUACGUCCUCUUUGUUCUGUCCAUAUUCUUCACCAUCGUGGGACUGCUGUUUGCUGGGAAGGUGUGCCUGCCCGGCUGAAAAACUCUCCUCUUCUUUUUGUGUCUUUGGAGAAACUCCACCAUCGGAGGCAACUUUUGUGACUCUUCAUGGCAGUGUUGGAAGCAUCGCUGAAGUUGAACAAAACUGAGAAACACCUGUUUGUGUUUGUUCUUUGGAUGAUUUGUCACGAUGCCUGUAACUGGAGCUGAAAUCAUGCCAUCUGUACAUCUGUUUGUUCAGAGACUGAGCAGAGGCAGAGAGCUCUGAAACAGCCCUUAUCAUCAUCAUCAGUCC
Messenger RNA from Epinephelus fuscoguttatus (brown-marbled grouper), 1584 nucleotides. RefSeq lists its product as uncharacterized. The record is from RefSeq and is a predicted model, not a curated record. Gene Ontology annotation, biological process: negative regulation of smoothened signaling pathway. The transcript is spliced from 3 exons. Lineage: Eukaryota; Metazoa; Chordata; Actinopteri; Perciformes; Serranidae. The coding region runs from base 826 to 1329 and encodes 167 amino acids. Gene Ontology annotation, cellular component: ciliary membrane; Golgi apparatus.